GUUCGGUGGACGGAAUUGGCGGGAGAAUAAGAUUGGAGCCCGGGAGUUGAUGCUGCCCCGACUUCUUAAGGUUCAUGGAUGCGGGAAUAAAGUGAGGAUUCUUGUUCUCCCAAAAGCAAAACCUAGGCAGUGGCACUGUGGGGAUAGAAGAUAUCCUGGGAGGAAGCAUAUUUGGCUUGUGCUUGAGGAAACUGGUGACCUCAGAUGGCUCCUGUGAAGAUCAGCCACGUCGUCUCAUUUUCUUCUCAGGAUCCCAAGUAUCCUGUGGAGAACUUGCUGAACCCAGACAGUCACAAGGGACCUUGGCUCAGCUGUCCUCAGGACAAGAGUGGACAACUGAAGGCAGAGCUUCAGCUGGAGAGGGUGGUACCCAUAAGUUACAUCGAUGUCGGUAACUGUGGCUGUGCUUUCCUACAGAUUGACGUGGGCCGUUCUUCCUGGCCUCCAGACAGACCUUUUGUCACCCUUCUCCCUGCAACCAUGCUGAUGUCCCCCGCUGAGGCAAAGGAGGAGAAGAACCGCUCUGGAGUCCGGAUGUUCAGAGCGGAUGAUUUCCUGGCUCCAGCCUCAGGAGAAUCAUGGGAUCGGCUUCGACUGACCUGCUCCCAGCCUUUCACACGCCGUCAGUCCUUUGGCCUGGCCUUCCUCCGGGUGCGUUCCCCUGUGGACCCAUCCGCUGAACCUGUGAUUGAUCCCUUAGCCCCCGGAGGCUCUGGGCUGAACUGGAGCUCUUCUGAUGCGCUGGAGUCUGACCCUAGGCCCUGGCUGACUAAUCCUUCUAUCCGAAGGACGUUCUUCCCAGAGCCCCACCCGAGCCCUGAAGACACCCCAGAGCUCAAGGGUCUGCUGAGACAGUUGCAGCCAGGGCCUCCGGGCCGGGCAGCCCGCAUGCUGCUUUCUGCUGCCCAGAAGGCACCUGCAGCCAGUGUGGUAAGCCCAAAGCACAGCCAUGGGGAACCAGGUCCCAGCCAUCCAGAGAGUGCAGAGCCCAGAGCGGAAGAGCAAAACAGGACGAACAGUGUGGGCAGAAGGAAGAGGCAGAAAUUGCAGGACCGAAGAUCAUUGUCCAACUCAAGUUCUCAGCCAAAUCGGAAGGGGGCAGUAAGAGCAAGGCAAAGACAGCACCGACCUCAGACCGGAAACCACAAUGGUGUCCGGGCCACUGGACAGUGUCCCAUUUGUACGGGCUCCUUCAGCAUCGAGACUCUUCCCUUACAUGCCGCCACUUGUGGAGAGAGCUCCCCACCCCAGCCAGCCUCUCCCUCCUCGUCCUCCUCGACAUUGGUGCUGUGCGUGUCCUCCCCAGAAAGCUCCCCACCGUCUUCCUGGGUCCAGUGCCCUAUUUGCGGUUUACAGUUCUUAGCAGGAGAAAUAGAAGAACAUGCCAGCCUAUGUGGGGAGGUUUUUCCAGCCUGAGCCAUGGAGUUCUGUUGACCUGUUAUGCUGGAACCUAGGGAAUAGGUCUCUUGUGGCUAAGAAGAGUCGGUUCCCCUCCCUUCACCUGUUACCUAGAACUCUGCCUGCCUGAGGACACAUCUGGACCCAGCUUGAUCCUCAUUCCCAGUUGUCACGGCUUUGUCACUAUGGUACCCAGUUCUCAUAAGGACAGUGUCCCCUUGGAACUUCUUUGGUGGAAUUGGUAAUCUCUCCAAGGCCUCAGGACACCAGCUAGAGUGUGUUUCCCUCGGUGAAUGGUACUUAUCUUCACACCCAUUUUUCUGAAAGCAAAACUGAGGCUUAGAAGGAAAAUGUGGCCUGGAAAUAAUAAAGUCCCAUGAGCGGAUCUCUGUGAGUUCGAGACCAGCCUGGU
Messenger RNA from Microtus ochrogaster (prairie vole), 1810 nucleotides. RefSeq names its product XRCC1 N-terminal domain containing 1, N-terminal like (gene Xndc1n). Gene Ontology annotation, biological process: single strand break repair; base-excision repair. Lineage: Eukaryota; Metazoa; Chordata; Mammalia; Rodentia; Cricetidae. Gene Ontology annotation, molecular function: damaged DNA binding. The record is from RefSeq and is a predicted model, not a curated record. Gene Ontology annotation, cellular component: nucleus.